Messenger RNA from Parnassius apollo (apollo), 729 nucleotides. NCBI's taxonomy places the organism in Eukaryota, Metazoa, Arthropoda, Insecta, Lepidoptera, Papilionidae. The record is from the annotation of a GenBank genome assembly.
AUGGCUUUAUUAAAAAAAGAGAUCGCAGCUUUACGCACAAGCUCCAAUCCCUACAGUUCCUCUCUGGAAUCACUCAAAAAAGAUCUAGCUGACGUUAAGCUUGCAUUGAAGGAGCUGCAAGAAAAAAGAAUUGGGUUUAACCCUGCAACCUGUGAUACAUAUUCGUCUCCUAUAUCUUGUGAGGACAAGAUUCCCGGAAGGCGGGUAGUUAAGAAUAAAAGUGCACAGAAAUUGCUGUUAGCCGAGAUAAGCUCGCACGCGUCCACACCGGCCGCUCCCCUUCCACCAGAGCCCAUAGUGAGGCCAUCAUGCUCACCUACGACAUCGCAAGGCGCAGCGAACAAUAAAUCAGUCCUACAGUCCAGCGGCACAGAUUCUAAACAAUUGUCCAGUCAACCGAGUUAUGCUAAAGUUGCGGACGGUUCUGACUUGGGUCCUAAAUUUGCGCUUGAUUGUGAUUUAUUAACCGUUUCUGAACACAAUUAUAAUGUAAACAAUUCGCAAGUUCUGUCACUAACACCGAUAAAAGAGGGGAACUGGACUACAGUGACGAGUGAACGUCAAAAGAGACUAGAGAAUAGAAAAGGAAAAGCGCAUCCAAUAAGCAAAUUUAAUUUCAAAGCAGCAGAAAGAACCUUAUCCCUGUAUAUAUAUCACGAGUACACAGAGAUAGUACGGCGAAUGACAUUGCUGGCUUUAUUAAGUACAAGACUCAACUGGAAACGGUAG